Molecule: messenger RNA, 3159 nt
Organism: Eufriesea mexicana
Lineage: Eukaryota; Metazoa; Arthropoda; Insecta; Hymenoptera; Apidae
Product: ATP-dependent DNA helicase Q5
Exons: 13
Coding region: 112-3159 (1015 amino acids)
Biological process (GO): double-strand break repair via homologous recombination
Cellular component (GO): nucleus; chromosome; cytoplasm
Molecular function (GO): four-way junction helicase activity; ATP binding; nucleic acid binding
Source: RefSeq, a predicted model, not a curated record
UGUAGCACAAUUUCUAUAAGAAACGUGUUUGAGUAGUUUGCGAAUUCAGUAUAAUAAUAAUUACGAUUUUAUACUUUUAUAAUAAAAGAAUUUAAUUUAUUGUAAGAUAAAAUGCUAUCAACUGUUUUGAAGGCUGUAUUUGGUUAUGAUGACUUUAAAAGUGAUAUACAAAAACGAGCAACCACUGCUAUAUACAAAGGCCAACAAGAUGUAUUUGUAUGCAUGCCAACUGGAUCUGGCAAAUCACUUUGUUUUCAAUUACCAGCUUUAAUGAAAGAAGAUAAAGUUACAAUUGUUUUUUCUCCAUUAUUAGCUCUAAUGAAAAAUCAAGUAGACUUUUUAAUUAGUAAAAAAAUUAAUGCAAACUCAUUGAACUCAAACACAACUACUAAGGAAAGAAAUGCAAUAAUGAAAGAUUUGACAUCCAAUUAUCCAAAGAUCAAAUUGUUAUAUGUUACUCCUGAAAUGGGAGCACAACAGCAUUUUCAAGACAUAAUAAUAAAAUUAAGGAAAGCAAAAGCAUUAUCUUAUUUUGUUGUUGAUGAAGCUCAUUGUUUGAGUCAAUGGGGUCACGAUUUUAGGCCUAGUUAUAGACAAUUAGGAAUAUUUAAAAAAUUAUGUCCCAAUAUUCCAAUAAUUGCAUUAACAGCUACUGCUGCAAAAGAAGUAAAAGAUGAUAUACUCCAGUGCUUAAAUAUGAAAAAUCCAGCAAUAUUCUCAGUUCCUGUUUUUCGUUCCAAUCUUUUUUAUGAUGUGUGGUUUUUGGAAAUAUUGGAUAAGCCCUUUGAUCAUUUAAAAAAUUUUAUUAUAGAAACUCUUGGUUCUCAAGACAAAUCUAUUCCCAAAGUCAAAAGAAGUUGUGGCAUUAUUUAUUGUAGAAAAAAAGAAGCAACUGAAGUAAUUGCACAUAAAUUGUCCAGUUUUGGUAUACCUACUUUAGCAUACCAUGCAGGUUUAAAAAAUCAGGAACGUAAUGAAGUUCAAAAUAAAUGGACAUCUGGUGAUGUACCUGUUAUUGCAGCAACAUGUAGUUUUGGAAUGGGUGUGGAUAAAGGAUCUGUUAGAUUUGUAGUACAUUGGACAAUUCCUCAAAAUAUAGCAGCAUAUUAUCAAGAAUCUGGUAGAGCUGGCAGGGAUGGUCAACCAGCAUUUUGUAGAAUUUAUUUUAGUAAUGAAGAAUAUGCACCUAUUGCAUUUCUUAUUAAAGAAGAAAUAACGAAAAAAGAUUCAGAGCUUGUAAAAUUAAGAUGGAAAAAUUUUGAGAAAACUGUUUCUUAUUGUCUUGAAACGAAAUGUAGACAUGCAGUAUUCUCUAAGUAUUUUGGAGAUAGUCCACCAUUAUGCAAGGAUAGGUGUGAUGUAUGUAAAGACAAAAAUAUUGUCCAGUCAAGGAUAUCCCAAUUUGAAUUGUCUCAAACUACAUCACGAGUAUCUCAAACUAAAUCUAAUAAUAAUUUAAAUGGCAUUGCUUUACCAAAGUAUGAUCAUGAUGAAAAUGAAUAUGAAGAAAAAUUAGUUUCAAGAGAAAAGCUCUUAGCUGAAGAUAAACGAGAAGUUCAAGAAUUAAUUGAAAAACAAUUUGCUAUUCGAAGAAAUAAUAAAAACAACGAGUUAAAAAAACAAAAUCGUGAAGAUGCAAAAAAAUCUCAUGUUCGCGCAGCGGAAAGUACUGACGUAAAAAUAAAGGGAUUAGCUGUUCAAGUUCGUGAACAUUUUUAUAUUCAAUUAAAAUCAGCAUUACUGGAUAAUUAUGAGAAGAAUUUUUCUGAAUCUGAAGGACAGAUUCAGGAGGCUGAUAUACAUAACAUAGCAUACGAACUUGAAUAUAAAGUGUUAUGCAAUAGUAAAAUUGCAAAUAAAUAUAAAUUUGAUAUGUCUAAAUUGAUUUCUUUGGUACGAAAAUGUACCAGUACUAACACAUUGCAUGAAUAUUUACGUGAUUUUAAUGCAACUAAUAAACAGAAGGUGCAAUCAGAAUAUUGUAACGAGUAUAGCAAUAAAGAGGAAGAAAAUAAUAGUUAUUUAAUACAAGAUAUAGAAGAUCGAAGUAUGUUAGAUAAACAAACAAAUAAGAAUAUGUCGUGCCCUACAUUUAAGACUGCUUUAGAACUUAAAAAGAAUGAACAAUUAUUGGAAAAUAAAUCUAACAACAAUAAUAAGAAAUAUACAUUAAAAGCAAGCACUUUACAAGAUGAUAAUGAUGCCAUUAACAUGAGAGAACCAAAACAUAAUAUCAAUAAAAAUUCUUUCCUCUUUUUUGAACAUAGUGCUGCUGAAAAAAGUAAUGGUGUAAAAGAAUAUAGUAGAAAAAUUAAUGAAAAAGAUAAAGUUACUGAUUUUCAAAUAUCAAGUGGUUUCACUUGUGCACGAAAAAUUCAUGAGGAAAAUGAAAUGGUAUUAUGCAAUAAAAAACCACAAAAGUCUUUGAAGGAGCCUGGAAAAAAAAAUUCCAAAAACAAAAAAGAGUCUCCUACAAAGAAAUCAGUUUAUGAACAAAUUUUACAAUCUGCAAAAUCGAAUCCCAUUGUUACAGUUGCGGAAAAUAACGAUAGUACAAAUAUUAAGGUUUCAAUAGAAUCAAAACACCAAAGUAAAAGAAAGCAUAGAAAUGUAGAUCUAUUUAAAAAUAAUUCAGAUAUGGAAUUAAAUAAAAAGGUGAAACUUAAUGAAGAGAAAUUUCCUAUAAUUAAUGUGAAAGAAGAUACUACUAUUAAUGAAUUUAGUGUAAAUGAGACUUUUGUUAAUAAAAAUAAUAAAAUUGAUAAUGAUAAUAUUGAAACUCAGGAUGUUAAAAAUAAAAAAGUAUACACAAUAAUAAAAGAUAUGGUAAAAGAAGAAAAAUCUAAAGAAAAAACUACAGUAACUGAACAUACAGAAACAAAAAAAUUAUUAGAAGGAAAAUGUGAUAAAAAGACUCGUCUGAAACAUCAUAUAGGAAAAGAUAAAAAGAUACUUGUAACUGCUGAUAAAGCUACUCAGUUUAAGACUGUAGAAAUUUUAAAAUCAUAUUUAAUGAAAUAUUAUCCAUCUGAACGUAUUCCUGAUCGAACGACAUUUUCAAAAACAUGUAGGGAGAUGCAUCAUACCCUACUUGCUCAAAAAAUAUUUGAUAAAGAGGGAAUACAGAAAUUUGUUCUGAAAUAUAUGACACAAAAUUAA